Molecule: messenger RNA, 1709 nt
Organism: Phaedon cochleariae (mustard beetle)
Lineage: Eukaryota; Metazoa; Arthropoda; Insecta; Coleoptera; Chrysomelidae
Source: the annotation of a GenBank genome assembly
GUUGGAAGUCUAGAAAAGCUCACAGGCUACGGAGAAGACUUCAUUCUGAUUCACGGGUGUCGCAUCGCUGACAUCGAGAGUGACUUGGUUUGUUUCUGCUCUUCGUACUCGUGCGAUUUUUCUUACUCCGAAUUUCUUGUUCUUCGAUCAAAAUGAGGGAAUGCAUCUCCGUGCAUAUUGGCCAGGCCGGCGUCCAGAUCGGCAACGCCUGCUGGGAGCUGUACUGCCUCGAGCACGGCAUUCAGCCCGAUGGGCAGAUGCCCUCCGACAAGACCGUGGGCGGCGGCGACGACAGCUUCAACACCUUCUUCAGCGAGACGGGGGCGGGCAAGCACGUGCCCCGGGCGGUCUUCGUCGAUCUCGAGCCGACGGUCGUAGAUGAGGUCCGGACCGGCACCUACCGCCAACUUUUCCAUCCUGAGCAGCUCAUCACCGGAAAAGAAGACGCCGCCAACAACUAUGCCCGCGGCCACUACACCAUCGGCAAAGAGAUCGUCGAUGUCGUUCUGGACAGGAUACGAAAACUGUCCGACCAAUGUACAGGUUUACAGGGAUUUUUGGUCUUCCACUCGUUUGGUGGCGGAACUGGAUCUGGAUUCACGAGUUUGUUGAUGGAAAGACUUAGUGUGGACUACGGCAAGAAAUCGAAAUUGGAAUUUUCAAUAUAUCCCGCCCCACAGAUAUCCACAGCUGUAGUUGAACCCUACAACUCUAUUCUCACCACGCAUACUACUCUGGAACAUUCUGACUGUGCUUUCAUGGUCGAUAAUGAAGCAAUUUACGAUAUUUGCAGAAGGAAUCUAGAUAUCGAAAGACCUACCUACACCAAUUUGAAUAGACUCAUUGGUCAGAUUGUGUCUUCCAUCACAGCUUCCCUCAGGUUCGACGGUGCCUUGAACGUGGACCUCACCGAGUUUCAAACUAACUUGGUCCCUUAUCCGAGGAUUCACUUUCCACUGGCUACUUACGCUCCUGUCAUUUCAGCUGAAAAGGCUUACCACGAACAACUAACGGUAUCAGAGAUCACGAAUGCCUGUUUCGAGCCUGCCAAUCAGUUGGUCAAGUGCGAUCCCAGGCAUGGAAAGUAUAUGGCAUGCUGCAUGCUCUUCAGAGGAGAUGUGGUCCCCAAAGACGUCAACGCAGCCAUCGCAACAAUCAAAACCAAACGCACCAUCCAGUUCGUCGAUUGGUGUCCCACAGGCUUCAAAGUGGGCAUCAACUACCAACCGCCCACAGUGGUGCCAGGAGGAGACUUGGCCAAAGUCCAGAGGGCGGUCUGCAUGUUGGCCAACACCACAGCUAUUGCCGAAGCUUGGGCCAGACUGGACCAUAAGUUCGACCUGAUGUACGCUAAAAGAGCGUUCGUGCAUUGGUACGUCGGUGAGGGCAUGGAGGAAGGGGAAUUCUCUGAAGCCAGGGAAGAUUUGGCGGCGUUGGAGAAGGAUUACGAAGAGGUGGCUGUGGAUUCUAUUGAAGCUGAAGCAGAUGAAGGAGACGAGUACUGAUGAUGAACUGGACUUCAUCAGUUCUCAAAUUAUUUGAGUGUUUUUAAAUUUUAAUAUUUUGUUAGAUUAUACAUAACUGUCGACCUCUUCAUCAGUUUUAAUGUUGUUAACAUGAAUGCACAUAUUAUAUUUUGAAAAUUUUGCAACAAAUAUUUGUGUUUUACUUCGAGUUUGGGAUAUACAGAGAAGUGCACAAAAAACGGC